UAUUAUUGUGAAAAAAUCUUCUGUUUAUUCGAUCCAAUUAUAUAUCAAAACAAUGGCUUACGGUGAGAUAUUAUUGAUAUGUGAUUGUUGCGGUUAAUCCUUUGUUUACCGUUUUGGGCAAUUCUGAUAUUCUGUUUGUGAGUUUAUAUUUUUGUUGUGAUGAACGUUACAAGUGUGUCUAACUACUACAACGCAUGACGAUGUUGUAACUCAUUGCAAGAAUAAUCUGGAGAUGGAGUUCUUCUCUGACUACGGCGACGCCACCAGAUUCAAAAUCCAAGAAAGAAUCGGAAAAGGCAGCUACGGAGUUGUUUGCUCGGCCGUUGACACUCUAACAGGUGAGAAAGUUGCCAUAAAGAAAAUACACGAUAUCUUCGAGCAUAUAUCCGAUGCUGCGAGGAUUCUCCGCGAGAUAAAGCUGCUCAGACUCCUAAGGCAUCCGGAUAUAGUUGAGAUCAAGCACAUCAUGCUUCCUCCUUCGAGAAGAGAGUUCAAAGAUAUAUACGUUGUGUUUGAGCUCAUGGAGUCUGAUCUUCAUCAAGUCAUUAAAGCCAAUGAUGAUUUGACAAGAGAGCAUUACCAGUUUUUCCUUUAUCAGUUAUUGCGUGCACUCAAGUACAUUCACACAGCUAAUGUUUACCAUCGAGAUCUGAAGCCAAAGAACAUAUUGGCAAAUGCAAACUGUAAACUUAAGAUUUGUGAUUUUGGGUUGGCAAGAGUUGCAUUCAAUGAUACUCCCACAACAAUCAUCUGGACAGACUAUGUUGCUACAAGAUGGUAUAGAGCUCCAGAGCUUUGUGGAUCUUUCUACUCAAAGUAUACACCAGCAAUUGACAUAUGGAGUAUAGGCUGCAUUUUUGCGGAAGUGUUGAUGGGAAAACCACUUUUCCCUGGAAAGAAUGUGGUUCACCAACUGGAUCUAAUGACUGAUCUGCUAGGAACACCUUCCCUGGACACCAUCUCCCGGGUAAGGAAUGAGAAGGCAAGGAGGUACUUAACAAGCAUGAGGAAAAAGCCACCCAUUCCUUUUACUCAGAAAUUUCCAAACGCAGAUCCUUUGUCUCUGAAGUUGCUUGAGAGGCUUCUUGCUUUUGAUCCCAAAGACCGUCCAACUGCUCAAGAGGCACUUGCUGAUCCAUAUUUCAAGGGAUUGGCGAAAGUGGAGAGGGAGCCUUCAUGUCAACCCAUCACUAAGAUGGAAUUUGAGUUCGAGAGAAGAAAAGUGACUAAAGAGGAUAUCAGAGAGCUAAUAUCCAGGGAGAUACUUGAGUACCAUCCUCAGCUGCUAAAAGAUCACAUGAACGGCGCUGAUAAAACUAACUUUCUCUAUCCAAGUGCUGUUGAUCAGUUCAGGAGACAGUUUGCGCAUCUUGAAGAAAACAGCGGGAAAACUGGCCCUGUGGCACCUCUAGAAAGGAAACAUGCCUCUCUUCCCAGAUCUACAGUUAUACACUCAACCGCAGUUGCAAGAGGUGGGCAACCAAAACUUAUGAAUAACACAAACACAUUGAACCCUGAAACUACUCAAAACAUUCCUCUUAAUCAAUACACAACAUCACAAGCACCUCAAAGAAACCUCUCAGGUACCAAACCAAUCACAUUCAUGGGCCCGGUGGCGCCUUAUGACAAUGGCAGAACCAGCAGAGAAGCAUAUGACCCGAGAUCAUUAAUCCGCAGCACUGCUCUUCCCUUUCCACAACAGUCUGCUGCAGCAACCGUGGGAAAGCAACAAGAGAGGAGAACAACAACCAUGGAGUCUGAGAAGCAGGCAAGACAGAUAUCUCAGUACAAUAGAUACUCUCCAGACGUCGCCAUCAACAUAGAUAACAACCCGUUUAUCUUGUCUCGAACCGGAUUGCACAAGGCUGAAAACAGGAGUGACCGGAUCAUAAUCGAUACAAAUCUUUUACAGGCGACCGCUGGAAUAGGAGUUGCAGCGGCUGCAGCUGCUCCUGGUGGUUCUGCUCACCGGAAAGUUGGAGCUGUUCGGUACGGCAUGUCAAACAUGUACUAAAGCGGGCCUUGUUCACACAGAACAUAGUAUGUUCCAACUUCUGCCAUUAAAGAAGGAAAUUUGCCUUCCACACAGCAAAAUUGUUUUGAUUUUUUUAUUAUAAAUGUUGAUCCAUUCAAUUUCUGACAGAUAAAUAAAUGGAUGUUAAAUAA
Brassica napus (rape) is the source of this 2166-nucleotide messenger RNA. RefSeq names its product mitogen-activated protein kinase 20. The transcript has 9 exons. Gene Ontology annotation, molecular function: ATP binding; MAP kinase activity. Bases 233 to 2014 code for a protein of 593 amino acids. Gene Ontology annotation, cellular component: cytoplasm; nucleus. The record is from RefSeq and is a predicted model, not a curated record. Lineage: Eukaryota; Viridiplantae; Streptophyta; Magnoliopsida; Brassicales; Brassicaceae. Gene Ontology annotation, biological process: intracellular signal transduction; protein phosphorylation.